This is a messenger RNA of Hyaloperonospora brassicae, 1164 nucleotides long. Lineage: Eukaryota; Oomycota; Peronosporomycetes; Peronosporales; Peronosporaceae. The record is from the annotation of a GenBank genome assembly.
AUGGUCACCGUUGUCAGCAGUGCAGACGCGGCCAAGACGUCGUCGUAUCGCUACGUGACCGAAGACGGCGUUGCGCACAUCUUGGCCUACCGCUACAGCGGCAGCGAUGCGUCGCUCUUGUACAAUCACGCGAUCUCUCCACUGGCUCAGUGGCUCGUGAACCACGUGCUGUCCCCGCGACUGGCACCGAACGCGAUUACCAUUGGCGCGCUUUCACUCGUGGUGUUGUCCCACCUGAUCAUGCUCUGGUAUGCGCCCAACAUGGAAGAAGAGGCGCCGCGAUGGGUGUACGCCACAGCAGGUUUGUCGCUGCUGUUGUACCAGAUCUUGGACGUUGCAGACGGCAAACAAGCGCGCAAAACCGGCAACUCGUCUCCGCUCGGCCUCUUGUUCGAUCACGGCUGUGAUGCACUGAAUGUGGUGAUCAGUGCGUGCACGUUUGCGUCUACGAUACGGCUCGGAGCGACGUAUUGGUCGCUGCUGCUUUUUCUUGCACCCGCCAUGGUGUUCUUCAUGGCAACAUGGGAGGAGUACUAUACCGGCACACUGGCGCUUCCGGUGAUCAAUGGACCCAAUGAAGGUUUGCUGAUCAUGUACUCGACCUACGUGGCCACGUCGAUCAUUGGACCGUCGGUGUGGAUGCAGCCGAACCUCGUGAUUCCACAGCUGAAUAAUAAUCACGUCUUCGUCUUGUUCACGAUCACGUGUGCAACCGUGCAGUGCUUUUGCAGCGCGGUCGUCGCAAUCCGGUCGAUGAAGCGCAAGGCGAAAGACGGCGCAGCGGCAUUGAUCGGAAUGACGCCGUUUGUCGCGCUUGUCUUGCUGUCUGCGCUUUGGGUGCUCUGGUCUCCGUCCGACGUGUUAUCAGACCAUCCACGUCUUCUCAUUUGGACGGUGGGGUUCGUAUUUGCAAAGAUGGUGAUGCACAUGAUGCUUUCACACAUGUGCGAAGAGCCGUACUGGUUGCUGCGCAAGACGUUUUUGAUCCAGCUUGUCGUUUCUUUCCUGCUGGUGGCUGGCAUUGUGCCUUGGGGCCACGAGAGCUCGGUGGUGCAGCUCUUUUUCACGAUCUCACUGCUGGCUUACGUGCACAUGAUCUACUUCCUCUCCACGGAGCUUGCCGCCAUCCUUGGUAUCCACAUCUUCAAGGUGAAGCAGGGGUAA